Ceratotherium simum simum (southern white rhinoceros) is the source of this 2895-nucleotide messenger RNA. RefSeq names its product hydroxycarboxylic acid receptor 1 (gene HCAR1). NCBI's taxonomy places the organism in Eukaryota, Metazoa, Chordata, Mammalia, Perissodactyla, Rhinocerotidae. Gene Ontology annotation, molecular function: G protein-coupled receptor activity. Gene Ontology annotation, biological process: G protein-coupled receptor signaling pathway. Gene Ontology annotation, cellular component: plasma membrane. The record is from RefSeq and is a predicted model, not a curated record.
UGCAUCCACGUACACGUGUGGUCCCCGCGUCCCAGAGUGAAGAGGUUGGAAAAACAGCAGCCGGGCGAGCAGUAGCGUCAGAUAAGCAUCUGUGUCUUUGUGGGGACCCCACAGCCUGGCACACAGAGCACUUGCCCUCUGUCCACCAUGGACAACGAGUCAUGCUGCGUCAUCGAGGGGGAUUCCAUCCCUCAGGUGAUGCCACCACUGCUGAUCCUGGCCUUCGUGCUCGGCGCCCUGGGCAAUGGCAUCGCCCUGUGUGGUUUCUGCUUUCACAUGAAGACCUGGAAGCCGAGCACUAUUUACCUUUUCAACUUGGCCGUGGCCGACUUUCUUCUCAUGAUCUGCCUGCCCUUUCGGACAGACUACUACCACAGACACAGACGCUGGGCCUUUGAGGAUAUUCCCUGUCGGGUGGCGCUCUUCAUGCUGGCCAUGAACAGGGCUGGGAGCAUCGUCUUCCUUACGGUGGUGGCUGUGGACAGGUAUUUCAAAGUGGUCCACCCCCACCAUAUGGUGAACACCAUCUCCAACCGGACUGCGGCUGGCAUCGUCUGUGCCCUUUGGACCAUGGUCAUCCUGGGCACUCUGCAUCUUUUGAUGGAGAACCAUCUGUGUGUGCAAAAGGAGACCAUAUCUUGUGAGAGCUUCAUCAUGGAGUCAGCCAAUGGCUGGCACGACGUCAUGUUCCAGCUGGAGUUCUUCCUGCCCCUUGGCAUCAUCUUAUUUUGCUCCUUCAAGAUUAUCUGGAGCCUGAAGCAGAGGCAGCAGCUGGCCAGGCAGACUCGGAUGAAGAAGGCCACCCGGUUCAUCAUGGUGGUGGCCGUUGUGUUCAUCAUAUGCUACCUGCCCAGCGUGUCGGCCAGACUGUAUUUCCUCUGGACGGUGCCCACGAGCGCUUGCGAUCCGUCUGUUCACGUAGCCCUCCACGUUACCCUCAGCUUCACCUACAUGAACAGCAUGCUGGACCCCCUGGUGUAUUACUUUUCAAGUCCUUCGUUCCCCAAAUUCUACUCCAAGCUCAAAAUCAGCGGUCUGAGACCCAAACGUCCGGGAGGCUCCAAGACACGGAGGCCAGAAGGGACGCCAAUUCCAACCUCUGUCGCAAGAAUUGCAUCAGUGUAACAAAUAGCUUCCAAAGCCAACCCGAUGUCCAGUGGCAUCUCCGCAUGUGUUGAAUGGCACUAAAACAGACAAACAGACAAAAUCAAGGAGGACAGAUGGACGACUUAGAAAUACUUCAUGCUAAGGGGUAGGGGGCUUUGAAAAUGCCACCCUUUCUUAGCUGUAUCUUCCUCACUGUUGGAAAUGAAAUUCGGGUUACUACGCUUUUUUGGAAGGUCCCAGUUGAGAUGUGAGUCGGUUGCAUUUAUAUGAUCUGAUUACAAUGACAAGGGACAAUAUAUGCAUGUAAUGGGGCAUGUGUGUGUUGGGCAGGGGGUUAGGAAGAGCUGGGCUCCUGUGUAAUUUUAAAUGGCUGAGUGAAUAGGUACCAAUGUUUAAACUAGUCCUGUGCUCUCUCUGAGGGAGUUAGUGAACUUAAUGACUUACCAGUAUUUCCUGUCUUCUGACCUUAAAUUGUUACUUGUCUUGGGAAAUAGAAACUGAAGUAAGUCAAUACUUUUAUUUCAGUCUGAGUGAGGCUCUUUAGAUUGGGAUGUCUUGAUCCUGAUGAUUUUGAUCUUCACAGGGGCCCUAUAUACGUUUCUGACUUCUCAGUAGCCCAGGAAGAAUGACUGCAAAAUAAUUCGCUCCGACCUCCUUCUAGCUCCACAUUUUCCUGCAAGUUGUUCCAUCUCAAAGAAGGUGCUGAGGGAUGUGUUUACCUGCCCUGAUUUUUCUAGUGGGAGCUGAGUGCUUGAAAAAAUCCUGUUGGCCUUUGGGAAGUGCUGAGUCCAGCGUUCAUGCUUUUGACUGCUUGUUAUGUGACUAUGAGUUGAAAUUAUUCAUUCAGUCAUUCUCCACUUAUUUACUGAAUUCAUAUUCUGUGCCAGGCACUGUGCUAGUGUCCCUUUUAGCUGGAGGGUCAUCAGUCAACCCUUGUGUGACAGCAAAGUUUUUUUUGGGGGGGAUGGGGAAGUGCGGCAAACAGAAGUUAAUGACCUUCACGCUUUCAAUGAAUAUAGUUUCUAGACCUGUUCUCUGCAAACAUUAGUGUUUUCCUCUUAUUGGAGGAAUGUGUACAAACACCAAAGGGCAAAAAGGGUAAGUGUCACUUAUGCACAUGAGUUUCCCAAACAUGUACCUAUAUCCACCAGAACUAGAUGAUUCUAUGAAAUGACAGGCUGCCCUGCCCUAGAUUAGGAGGAAAGAUUUCAAGCCAACCUUAGCUCCGUUCUCAUGCCACAAAGUUGUGAAAGUCACUCUUGGCUCCUUUAUUUACACUUUCUCAACUUUCUAGGGUACUCUCUGCACUUCAGGACCUUACCGGCUUUUAGUUCUUUGGCCUCGAAACACCCCUAUCGGCUGUCUUUACUGUUUCCUUUUUCAGAGGCCCUGCACAGCCUCGUGAUGAAAAGCGGGGGCUGUAGAAAGUCAGAUGAAUCUAAGUUUGAAUCCCAGCCCAACCACUUACUAGAUGUGUGAUCUGGGGGCAUAUUUUAUUUAACCACUUUUAGCUUCAGUCUCCUCACCUGUCAAACGGGGGUAACAAUAAUGUUGACUUCAAAAGAUCGCUGAGUGGAUUCAACGAACAUAAGAUCCUGAGGCAUAGGGACAUUGUUCACUGUGACAUCCCCAGUGCCUAGAAGAGGGCUCGCACACAGUAGGUGCUCAAUAAAUAUUUGAAUGCAUGAAUAAGUGCAUGUAAAGAAUUAAGCACGGUGUCUAGCAGUAAGUGCUCAAUAUUAUGACUUAUUAUGUUAAUACACUUUACACAUAAAGAAACUGAGGCAC